AUGGCCGCGAAGAUUCCAUUGCAUCCAUUCGAGGGCAUCCGAGAAGAGAUUGAAGCAGGAGCCACACCCAUCGACGAGCAGUCGAACAACCAAAAGCGUCUGACCUUCGACGCAAUCCGACAGCUUCACGAUGUCGACGCAAGAGCAGACUGGCAAGGCGAAGCCUUGGUCGAUCUCCAGCCAGGCUGGAUCCAAACCAUUGCCGUCGCUCUGGCACACGAGCCAACCUUCUGGGCCUUCUGUCUGGACACAGCAAUGGGCUUUUUCGCCGAGCCAAGAAUCAUCCUGGCUCCGGACUGGGUCGUUGGUCCCUACCUGAAGGGCUUAUACAAGUACUGCGACAGUUUCCAGGAGGGCUAUGACAAACACAUCAAGCCACAUGAGCACGACAUCUACCAAGCCGCUGCGUUCCGGAUUCGAGAGAUUCUCAGCCAUGCCGAAGACUACAUGGAAGAGGGUUCGGACCCAAUCACCUCGGCCAAGCCACUCUCCACGCUCAAUCAAGACAUCACUGCCAUCUGCCUUGUGAUCCGAUAUGAGAAAGACGAGAUCACAGACCGCAACAGACUCGCAAAGUCCCUGCAACCACUUGGGCCCAUGCUGUCAUCCCUGCCGAUGGCGAACAAGAUGCUGAAGUCGCUCGACACACCACAGAGCAGCGAGCGUGACACUCUCAGCCGUUUCGGAGCUGACUGUCUGGCGCAGCUGAAGACAGCCAUCAAGGUUGUGUCCCUCGCGGACAUGCAGCCUCUGAGCGCGUUGACACUCAAGCUCAGUCAAGAACGGGCAAGCGCCGCCGCGUUGAGGAACACUGCCUCAAACAUCGUCGACGAUCCUCCAGCUCAAUAUGAGUUUUUGAGAGACCAGUUCCAAGGUCUCGAGGCUCCAGUGACAUACCCAUGCUGGGCACCACCUGCUGUAGCCUUCGAGCUGAAGCCCAUGCCGACCUUCAUGCUCCCGGAGCAGCAAGGUUUCCGGAACGUCGCAAACGUCCAGAAGAAUCUGGAAGUUCCCCAUGAGGACAAGUCUGAAGCACUCCUCAAGAAGGUCGUCCGCCAAGCAUCGAGCUUCCGGAUGGCACGCCUGGUGUCUGACAAGGAGCUCGAUGAAGAGUUGCCUUCUUCCGAGCAGCUCGCUGCACGCUGCAGCGCUGCAUUCAAGAAGUCGGUGGCUACCAUGGACCUUGCCGUCUUCGAGAAGCUCUUCGAGAAUCUUGCAAGUCUGACAGAACGCGAGACGAGAGCGAUCGCGGAGAAGAGAGGUUCAUCUUGGGAGACCUACUCCACCAUGGCUUAUCGUGACAACUGGGUUCACGUGCGCCAGUUCUUCAAAGCCCUCGGCGAAUUCCUCGGCGACGGAGCGGAGAUGGAGCUUGACGACCUCGAGCGUGGCAUGGCGUUGAUCCUUACCGCUGUCGCUGGAGCUAUCGAAGAUCCUGUGCCGUUGCUCAUUUGCAUGGACCACGUUCUCCAGUCGCUCUGGGCAGUCUGCAAUGACUGGCGUGUCGAGAAGGAGCCCGAGAUAGCCGAUCUCGAGCAGAAGGAGGCUGAUCAGAAGCCGACACCAGCCUCUGAGGCGGCUACCAAGACUGCCAAGAAGUUGACUGGAGACGAGGAACCCACGACACCAGUUCCCAAAGGCAAAGGCAAGAAGGCAAAGGCUGAUCAGCAGACCGCUGCGGAAGAGCCGGCGGAGCCAACGCCUGCACAAAAGCUGAAGGAAGACGUCAUCCUUGUCAAGAACAUCUUCGAAGAACUUGCAGCUUUCGCCCAGGGAACCGUGAUCGAGGCUGCCGUCUUGAGGUUUCCAUACAAGCGUCUCUACGAGCAGAGCAAGCUCAGCGCACGCGGUACGAAAGUGGGUGGUGACCGACUGCUCGACUGGUACGGCAUGAUGUCCCUCUUCGAGCCGCGUUGCGCCAACCGUGACUGCCAGCGUCUUCUGGCCAACCCAAAGAACAUGAAAGAGAUUUUCCGUGUCCGCGAGGUCUUCUCGGUCGGCAAGAGAAGCGUGCGACAGUUCGUCUCGACCAACCGCGAUGAUUGUUAUCCAUGCUUCAUCAGCGCGGUGUCUUCUCGUGAUGCCACGCCGAUGCUUGUGGUCAUCCUCUUCUACCACUCUCAGCUCUUCCACCCAGUGGCGGACGGCUGCAAGCCAGCCGUGGCAAGCGUAGCCUUCCAGGUCUUCCAGUCUGAUUUUAACCAUGGCGGCUUCGGGGAAGGAAGUAAGAACAGCGUCGGCGAUAUCGAACCGCAUGGAGGUGUACCUCUUCGGAACAUUGUCGAGAUCAUAUUGAUGCUCGAUGUAAAGACGGUAUGA
Messenger RNA from Fulvia fulva, 2319 nucleotides. RefSeq lists its product as uncharacterized. The record is from RefSeq and is a predicted model, not a curated record. NCBI's taxonomy places the organism in Eukaryota, Fungi, Ascomycota, Dothideomycetes, Mycosphaerellales, Mycosphaerellaceae. The coding region runs from base 1 to 2319 and encodes 772 amino acids. The transcript is spliced from 5 exons.